UUUUUCUCUGCUCGUGGUGCGCGCCGUCCUGCCGCAGCGCACGUCCUGCGCACCAGUUCGAUGCACCUUGUGCAAGCAAGUUCACCCGUGCAUGCCUACCUGCCAAUUCUGUGGCGGCGGCGUUUGUCGGCGCCAUGUACCAAGUGUUGAAUGGGCUGCGUCGACUCCACGUUGCCGACGCCGCCGCCAAGGGGUCCGUUGCCAUACACGAGAUGCGCAUCGAGUGAUGCACGCGUCGUGUGUGAAUCGCAUUCGACGCUAUGCAUGAGCUCCCCUGCCAGCCAUGCAACUUGUCCCGGAGGCACGACCCCAACCAGCGUACUCCGACGUCGUCGGCGUGCAGCAAUCCUCGGACGACGUUAGAAGCAUGCGCCAGCUCACGAAUUCACACGCCAAUGGCGUCGACAGUGACGCGUGCAUGGGCAUCGUCAGGUCCGCAUCGCCAAGCCGGUUGCCACAUCGGCGCUUGUGCUUGCCACACGAAUGGCUUUGCCGUUCCAUCGACAAGACCCUCCCCCGAACGCUCCUUUGCUUCCACGAACUCGGCGGCGCGACGACGAGUCCAUCGACGCUGCGUCCCGCAACGAAAUGGGGCGGGACAACGCGGUGCGUGCACGGAAUGGGCGAUUGAUUAAUAAAUGGAAGACGAGACGGAGACUUGUCUAAGCAGUCGUUGGCUUGUCGCCGUCGAGCAUGUUGGCAAUGUCUUGUUGGACGUCGGCGCCAAUGGCCAUGAGGUUGAACUUUUCGUGGAGGACCUUGAAGAUGGACGGACGGAGGAAGGCGGGGACGGUCGGUCCGACGCGGAUGUUGCGGAUGCCGAGCGACAGC
Messenger RNA from Aphanomyces invadans, 831 nucleotides. RefSeq lists its product as hypothetical. Bases 261 to 635 code for a protein of 124 amino acids. The transcript has a single exon. The record is from RefSeq and is a predicted model, not a curated record. Lineage: Eukaryota; Oomycota; Saprolegniomycetes; Saprolegniales; Verrucalvaceae.